This is a messenger RNA of Indicator indicator, 2535 nucleotides long. RefSeq names its product F-box/WD repeat-containing protein 10-like. Gene Ontology annotation, molecular function: protein binding. The coding region runs from base 1 to 2535 and encodes 844 amino acids. The transcript is spliced from 12 exons. NCBI's taxonomy places the organism in Eukaryota, Metazoa, Chordata, Aves, Piciformes, Indicatoridae. The record is from RefSeq and is a predicted model, not a curated record.
AUGACGUUGCCUGCGACCAAGCCGGGGGCUGCGGGGACCCGGCAAAGACAAGCAGGAUGCCAACCAUCAGGAAUGUGCUUCCGGUCCCCAAACACCAAGGAGGCUCCUGGUGCCAAGGACAGCUCAGCUCUCCUGUCCCUGAGCAACCGAAGUGUUCCCCUGGCUCCUGCACCUCUCCAGGCACCCUCUAAUGCCACCCAGCACAAGGACUUCAUUCGCUGCCUGCCACCCCACCUCUCCAUGUCCAUCCUGGGGCUUUUGGACCAGAAGUCCCUCAAGGCCUGUGCUGCUGUCAACAGGUUCUGGGCUUUCCUGGCCAAAGAGGUGGAGAAGGAGCGUGCUUGUCAAAGCAUGGUGCAGGAGAAGAUCCAAUAUUUGCAGGGGCUGUGCCCUCGAGGAGCAGUUAUAAACUAUGCUAAAAUAGUUGAUGUGACAAUUCCCCAGCUAAACAAAGAGGGUGAGGUCACCAGAGUGAAAGACAACGAUUCAGAAAGCCAAGUGAAGGUAGGUUGGAAGGAGGAGGAGGAAGACAACUUGCAGGCAGCCUAUCAUGAUAUCAAAACUGACACAGUCCAGCUGGAAGAGAGAAAUAUCUUCUGUGGCUGCUACAACAUUCGUGUCCUCUUGGACCAAACAGACCGCAGCAGAGUCAUCCAUUAUGAUGGGGGAGACCUGGUGGCCACUGGCUCUGCAGACCGACAGGUGAGGUUUCUUGACCUGGCACCAGAAAGGAGAGAAGUGCUGCCUGUGCUCUCUGGCCAUGUUGGCAGCAUCAAGGCACUCUUCCUCAACGAGAAGAAAGGCUCUGUCCUCAGCACAGGCUUCGACCUCAGCAUCAGGUAUUGGGAUAUAUACAGUGGUGCCUGCCUGAAGAUCUUUCAUGGGCACUCUGGGACAGUCACCUGCUUGGAUUUACAUGAAGAGCACUUUGUGUCAGGAGCCAGAGAUGGCACAUUGAAAGUGUGGGACCUGGAGCUGGGGAAAUGUCUGAGGACCCUGAAGCAUGGCAGCCCUGUCUGGGCAGUCAGGAUGGAUGGGCACCGUCUCAUCAGUGGCUGUGAGAGAGGGAGGGUGAAGGUCUGGAGUGCUGACAAAGGUGCUCUUAUCAAAACACUGGAGGGGCACCAAGGGCCAGUGAAGUGCAUGACCUUUGAUCAGUGGCACCUGGUCACGGGAAGCGCCGAUGGAUACGUCCUGGGAUGGAGCAUGUUGGGAAAGCUCAAGAGAUGCCUCACAGCUUUCCGCCACCCCAAGGAAGUGCUGUCCCUGCAGUUCCUCUACCUGAGAGUCAUCAGUGGCUGUGCAGAUGGAAAGAUUCGAAUAUUCAACUACCUGACUGGAAGCUGCCUCAAGGUGCUGACAGCCAGCAGCAGAGGGGACCCUGCAUCUGCCUUCUGUGUAGCAGAAGACAGGAUGGUGAUCAAUACUCCAACCAGUCUGCUGCUGUACGAGUUUGAGGAUGUCUGGUGGGACUAUACCCUGGACACUGACCGAGAGGUGGUGGGGAAGACCAAAAGGUUCCUUGGGAAUUACAGUACCAAAUGGCUCCAGCUCCAGCAAGCACAGGAGGACCUCAGCCAGCUGCACCACCUCGGUGGGGAGGCACAAGCUGAAGAUGAUGCCAGGCCACAAAUCACUUUGAAUCAUCAGAAGAAAAAAACUUCCAGUUGUACCAUCUCCCCUUACAAGUUCCUCUUAACGAUCAGCACCCUGCAGAACACCAGGAGGGAAGCUCAGGGCAGCUCUGGUACUAAGCAUGCUGCAAGAGACAGGGAAACAUGGAGAUCUCCAAGGCAAACCUUACUGGGCUCUCCAUGGAGGUUUCAAAGGCAAAGCUACUUGGGAUACACAUGGAAAGCUCCUAGGCAAAUCACAUUGGGAUAUCCAUGGAAACCCCCCCGGGAUCACCACCCUAGCGAGGCACAAAGCAACAAAACCUCUCUGCUAAGCAGGAAGGAUCAAUCAGUGCAGCUCCAGUAUGUCAGGCUACAGAGUGGUUCUUCAACUCUGACAAGGUUUUCUGUACCCUUUGAAACCAAACCACUGCAGCUCAAGAUGGACAGCUCUUUGUAUGGACCUGCUGUGAAGUCCUCCAUCCCUCCUCCCUCCGUUGUACGUCCCAAGAGCUCUGGCUUGCUGCAAGGGAAGAAAGGUCCCAGUGACCAGGGUGAAGUCCCUCUCCAGGAAGAUGAGGAGGAGCUCAUUGAUCCCUUUAUGGCUUCUUCGAAACUGAUCAGAUCCACACGUGUGAUAAUGGCCCAAAUGCCAAACCAAGCAACCUGCAGGAGAAAAUCAGUCUUCUGCCCACGUGCUGCAGACUUCUGUGAGUUCAGGCUUCUGACAGGGAAGCAGGAGGAGGAGAACGCAGCAGCUGCUGCAGCUCAGUACCAGGCACACCAGACCAAGCUCAGAGAAGAUGAGCAGAGAGCACGCAGGAAGGCUUGGCUGAGGAAAAUCAAAGGCUUGCCUGUAGACUCCUUCCCUGGGGAGGGGAAAACAGCUGCUCCUGAACUUGGGUACAAACCAUUCCUCUGA